UUUUGUAAGGUUGGCUAUCAUGUAUCCAGCUCAAUUAGGCUUAGCUAUCAUUUGGCUAAUUUCCCCAAUUUUAAGCUCAUCAUCGUCAGCAUCUUCAGCUUCCUGUUAAACUUGAGGAUGGCUUCAAUCUCUUCCCGCUGGCGGGGGCUCUGCAAAUCUCGUCGGAACUUCACUUCCAAAACGCAUUGAAUUCUUCUCUCAUUCCUUCUGAGAAAUUCUUCGCUAUUGCCGAUCAAGGGACGGAGUUGUUAAAUCUGGCGUCCGAUAUCUGGAAGCGACUUUUCGCCCCAAGAAGCAGAAGAUCUGCUCCGAUUGUUCCGAUUAUCCAAUUAAAGAAUGGAAGUCAUCAAUUCCUUCAGGUUCCUUGGCUACUUCAUGAAUGUUGUCCUACUAUGUGGUUCUAGUGCUCACAUGGGCCCCAAAUUACUCACGGGUUGCUUUAACUCCUUCCGGUUCUCCAUCAUCACUAUAUUCUAUAUUCUGAUUAACCUACUUGCCCCCUGCUCCUCCCCGUUAGCUUUACACAUUCUUGGAGACAACAAUGGAUACGCUUGUUUUGCUGCCUAGUUUUAUCGAAGUUCUUGAUGAAGCUAAGAGUCUCUCUAGUUCUCCUGCCAAUCUUGUGAUUAUUUUUUUCGUUCUUGUUCUUAACCUAGCCUUUGCACUCAGUCUUUUUUGGUUCGUAGUUAUGCAUGCAUCUCCCCUGAUGAGCAAUCCAGCAUCAAUUGAGGUGGUCGAUCAUUAUCCAAGGAUGAGACUAAAGAAGAAGUUCUGUCCAUGGAACAAAACUAAAACUAGACAUGUCCACACAUCAUUAAGAUCUCUGUUCUUCUGCCUCUUCUGCUCUCUCUCCCCCUUCAUCCCAGCUUCAGUGUCUGCUCCCACCUGCAAUUCUCUCGUGUGUGACAUAGAAUAGGAGGAAAAACUCACAAAUGAUCCAUUAGAAGGAGAAGAAGAAGAAGAUAGAUCGGAGAGAAAACCCAAUUAGCUUAGGAAAAAGACCUGUGCAGUUCUUGAAGAUAUUAGAGAGAAAAUAGAAUAAGAAAGUCGCAUUGAGUAUAACGUCACGCGUGGCUUCCCAAAGUUGGUUUUGUCAAUUUGAAGGAAUGUAAAUAUAAAUAAAAGAAGGAUUGGCAUUCA
Molecule: messenger RNA, 1140 nt
Organism: Cucurbita pepo subsp. pepo (vegetable marrow)
Lineage: Eukaryota; Viridiplantae; Streptophyta; Magnoliopsida; Cucurbitales; Cucurbitaceae
Source: RefSeq, a predicted model, not a curated record